Messenger RNA from Daktulosphaira vitifoliae (grape phylloxera), 1342 nucleotides. RefSeq lists its product as uncharacterized. The transcript has 3 exons. The record is from RefSeq and is a predicted model, not a curated record. NCBI's taxonomy places the organism in Eukaryota, Metazoa, Arthropoda, Insecta, Hemiptera, Phylloxeridae. Bases 122 to 1159 code for a protein of 345 amino acids.
AAGAUCGAUGAACUUUGUCAGAUAGAAGAUGGAAGGGCAUCUGUAGUUUGAAAAAAAGUACACGCACACCAGUCUUCGCUAUAUUAUCGCACAAGAUACUGCUGUGUUUUGACAACAAAAUAUGGAGUUAAAAAAAAUAUGGCUGAUCGUGAUUUUUGUAAUAUGCUUUGAACGUUCCAGUAGUGCAAGCAACGUCAACGUACUCAAUAAUAACCAUUCUAUCAAAUCAAGAAUAAAGAGGUCAAGAGCUUCUGACAUAUACUUAGCAUUACCGCCGGACACAGAGAAAAUAGGCAAGCAAAAUGCACCACCGACAUUGAUCCACCUUGAUCCCAACUCUCCUAUUAAGUUCAAGGGCAAAUUUCCUACGCCUAUCGAACGCUUCAUUCAACGCAUUCAAAACUAUUUCUCAGUAUAUAACCCUCCAGAAUAUCUAAAUGAUCUGAGGCCAGGUAUAAACAAUCCCGACAACGACAACAAUACCUUUGUUAAUGACACGAAUAACACACAUGUUAUAUUACCAUGCAAUGGUACAAGCACGAUAAUUAUCAUUCCAGUUCCGUUUGAAAACGAAAAUGUAACCAACGAAGAAAACGCAAAACCGGUGUCUAGUAACCAGUCUAGUAAUGGUUUUCCCGAUUCAAUCAAACCUGCGGUAAACGAGCAAUCAACUCCGAAAUCUAGUCCUCCCUGUGAUGAACUGUUAUGUCCUCAUGCAUCUACUCCGACACCAGUUAUUCCGGAUGAAGUUACAACGCCUAAACACAAUUGUCAAGAAAAUACUACGACACCCAAUCCUAAAAGACAAGAAACAACACAAAAAGAAAAAAUCCCAGAAACUAUAACAAAAAAAUCACCAUGUCCAGAUAAUAAAAACACUGGUUCUAAGCCUAGCGGUUAUGGCCCAAAUGAAGUACCACCAAUAAAUUUAGUCGCACAACCCAUUAGCCCUUCAGAAUAUCAUUAUAAGAAGCCCAUAUCUACUCCAGCGUCAACGUACUUACCGCCUUAUCCACCUUCCCCGGCUUACUAUGUAGCAAGCACCUCACCCCCUUGUACGGGAUAUCCACACAAACCAAAACAGCUUCCACCAAUUCUCCGACUAAAACAAAUGCUAUUCCCAAGACUGUUUGCAGCUCUUCAUUCUGAUGAUUAUUAGAUUAUUGAAAAAAAAAACUAUUUUAUUAAUUUAUAUUUUGAAUAUUAAGAGUAAAUGUAGAACUCCUUUAUUAAUUCGUACGUGUAUUAGUUAUGUUGAUUAAUUAUUAAUUUAUUUAUUACUUUAAUGUACUCAUCAUUGUACGGUAAAUUUUCUCUAUUAAAAGUGAAAAACAAGACGAUA